Harmonia axyridis is the source of this 1673-nucleotide messenger RNA. RefSeq names its product inositol-tetrakisphosphate 1-kinase-like. Lineage: Eukaryota; Metazoa; Arthropoda; Insecta; Coleoptera; Coccinellidae. The record is from RefSeq and is a predicted model, not a curated record. Bases 241 to 1248 code for a protein of 335 amino acids. Gene Ontology annotation, cellular component: cytoplasm. The transcript has 4 exons. Gene Ontology annotation, molecular function: inositol-1,3,4-trisphosphate 5-kinase activity; ATP binding; inositol-1,3,4-trisphosphate 6-kinase activity. Gene Ontology annotation, biological process: inositol trisphosphate metabolic process.
UUACAAUAAUAUUUUGAAUGAAAUAGGAAGCAUGUUUUUUAACACAAGUUUUUAUCUGUUGUUUAUUAUCACAUAGUUGUUAGCAUAAUUAGUUAUCAUGUUUUGAUAGCAAAAGUUUAUGAUUAAAGUUGUUCUUUUCCUUUUUCUUAUCACUUUCGGUUUUCAUAUGUUUCAUUGAAUAUUAUGUACUAACUAUAUAUAACUCGAAAAAUACAUCAUUUUGCAAAAUCAGUAAACACAAUGACACCUAAAUUGAAUUUAAGACUUGCUUGUUGGAUGUCCGAAAAGAAAGCUCAAAAAUUAGAUUGGAAAGAAUUUGAAGCAGUGUGCACAAAACAUGGUUAUGAACUUUAUAAUGUGAAUUUGGAUAAACCUUUGGAGGAUCAGGGCCCCAUUCAUGUAUUUUUGCACAAAUUAACAGAUAUAAUUGCAUCUGCUAAAGAAGGAAAUGAAAAGAAUUCUAAAAAAAUACAGAUGAUAGAAGAGUAUCUUCAACAUAACCCUUCUAUAAUAGUUAUCGAUCCAAUAUCCAACGUAAGACAACUUUUGGAUAGACACAAAUGUUAUCAGACUAUAAGAUCAACCGAUUUAUAUAAUCAUGGCAUAUUCACACCAAAUUUUUGUGAAUUGAAGUACAAAAAUGUAUCUCACAUAAAGAGAGAUUUGCAGAUGGCAAAUGUAACAUAUCCUUUCAUUUGUAAGCCAUUAUUAGGUCAUGGUUCUAAAGAAGCCCAUGAAAUGUCCAUUAUUUUCAAUGAAAAACAGUUAAAUGAAAUUAAAAUACCAUGUGUGGCUCAAAGUUUCAUAAACCACAAUGCUCUGCUAUUUAAAUUAUUCAUGGUGGGUUCUAAAUAUUAUUGUGUUGAGAGACCAUCAAUCAAAAAUUUCCAUACAACAGAAUUGGAUGUGAUAAAUUUUCAAAGCAGUGAUGUAUCGAAAGCUGGAUGUCAACAUGAUUUGUCUAUACUGGAUCCUGAGGAUAGGAAUGCUGUCAAAGUCGAACCAGACCCUGAGGUACUUAGUGAAAUUGCCAGAACAAUAAGAAAAGAGUUUGGAAUGGAUUUGUUGGGCGUUGAUAUAGUGAUAUCUGAUAGAACUUCAAGAUAUGCCAUAAUCGAUGUUAAUGUAUAUCCAGGUUAUGAUGGUUUUCCAAAUUUUUUUGAAGCAUUAUUAGAAUGUGUGAAGGAGAAAAAUAAAGAUUCUCAUAUGAAUGGAAAAUGUGAAGAGAAGACUGAAUUUUUUUUAUGAGACUAUGAUCUAUAGUUUGUCGAAAUACCAAAUAAGUAUUUACAGUUCAAUAAUUGACUCAACUGAAAAUAUUCCUAAUUGAUGUUAGUAUCUAUUCUACUGAAUAUUUUACAAUUUCAUACUUUUAUAAUUACUCUAAAAUGUUAUAACUAUAGUUCCCAAUAUUGAAAACAAAUGAAAUAUCUAUUUUGAGAGAUUUUUUUGGUUUUUAUUUCAAUUUUAUAUCAUUGUACAGUCAUUAUUUCAUAUUAUCUUUAUUAAAUUGUUAAGUUAUAAAUUUCUAAUUUUUAGGAAUUAUAUGAUUUUAUUGAUUAUAGAAUGCAUAUCCUCAUCAUAUUGCUCAUUAUGUUUUCUGCAAACAAAAUAUUUUAUUGAUAUGUUAUUUUUCUGCCAUAUGCUUUCAAUAAAUUCAUGUUUUAUACUUA